Messenger RNA from Knipowitschia caucasica, 1365 nucleotides. NCBI's taxonomy places the organism in Eukaryota, Metazoa, Chordata, Actinopteri, Gobiiformes, Gobiidae. The record is from the annotation of a GenBank genome assembly.
AUGGCUCUGUGCUCCUUAGCGAGCUGUGCCUCGUGUCUGUGUGGAUCUGCCCCGUGCCUCCUCUGCGGCUGCUGUCCCUCCUCCAACAACUCCACCAUCACGCGCCUCGUCUACUCCCUCUUUCUGCUGCUGGGAACCAUGGUGUCCGUGAUCAUGAUCCUGCCUGGGAUGGAGACACACCUGCGCAAAAUCCCAGGCUUCUGCCAGGGCGGGGCCAGUAUCCCGAUCCCCGGUCUGGAGAAUCAGGUGGACUGUGACGUGAUCGUUGGCUACAAGUCUGUUUACCGCAUGUGUUUCUCCAUGACCUGCUUCUUCUUCCUGUUCUGUGCCAUCAUGAUCCGUGUGCGCAGCAGCAAAGACCCUCGAGCAGCUCUUCAGAACGGGUUUUGGUUCUUCAAAUUCCUCAUUCUUAUCGGGAUUACAGUGGGAGCCUUUUUCAUCCCCGAUGGAACUUUUAACACAGUUUGGUUUUACUUUGGUGCUGCGGGCUCCUUUAUAUUCAUCCUGAUCCAACUCAUUCUGCUCAUUGACUUUGCUCAUUCCUGGAACAAGAUCUGGGUUGACAAUGCAGAGGACGGAAAUAACAAGGGGUGGUACGCAGCGCUGCUGUUCUUCACUGUCCUGAACUAUGCCCUGGCCAUCACGGCAGUGGUGUUGUUCUAUGUUUACUACACCCAACCCCACGACUGCACCGAGCACAAAGUCUUCAUCAGCCUCAACCUCAUCUUCUGCAUCAUCAUCUCUGUGGUGUCCAUCCUGCCCAAGGUCCAGGAGGCACAGCCACACUCUGGUUUGCUGCAGGCAUCCAUCAUCUCUCUGUACACCAUGUAUGUCACCUGGUCUGCCAUGACCAACAACCCCAAUCGCCAGUGUAACCCGAGUCUCCUGAGCCUCAUGUCCAACAGCAGCUCCACCGUAGCACCUGGAGACUCUCCUGAUGACUCCUCUGAGCAUGUGCAGUGGUGGGACGCUCAGGGCAUCGUGGGCCUGAUCAUUUUCAUCUUCUGUACUCUCUAUGCCAGCAUCCGCUCGUCCAGUAACAAGCAGGUGAACCGCCUCAUGCAGACGGAGGAGACUGAGGCGGGUGAGGGCGUGGUGGGGAAGGACGGGGUGCUCCGGGCUGUGGACAAUGAGGAGGAUGGGGUCACCUACAGCUACAGCUUCUUCCACUUCCACCUGAGCCUCGCCGCGCUUUACAUCAUGAUGACGCUCACCAACUGGUUCCAACCGGACACCAGCACCCAGGCCAUGAAGGACAGCAUGCCCGCCGUCUGGGUGAAGAUCAGCUGCAGCUGGCUUGGUCUGGGCCUGUACCUGUGGACCCUGGUGGCGCCGGUUGUGCUGCCCGACAGAGACUUCAGCUGA